CUGUCGUCGCUGAUCUACCGGUGGGCGAAAACCUUCAGGACCAUAUGCACGUCAACGGCAUCGCUGGCACGCUUCGUUGGCCAACCGGCAUUAACGUUUUCAGGCUUUCGACGGUGACUAACUACACGUUGAAGCGCUCAGGUCCAUUUUCCAUCCCUGGAUCCAUUGAAGCUCUUGCGUUUGUUAGUACGUCGUUCGUGAAUGAAUCGAUGGAAUUCCCGGAUGCAGAGAUCGCCUUGCAGUCGCUGCCUUCAUCAGCGCUACCUUUGGAAUGCUACCUGUCAAGUACGGCUCUACGGAAAGAUGUUUACGACCAAUAUUAUUUGCCCAAUCGAGGACGGCACGGAUUUGCUCUGGUUCCUGUGAUGAACAGGCCGAAGUCUCGGGGUUAUGUGAAAUUGAGGACAGCUAACCCAUUUGACCAUCCCAUCAUCGACCCAAAGUACUUGACCCAUCCUGACGACGUUAAAGCGGCAGUUGAAGCGGCCAAGAUUGCGCUGCGCCUCAUGAAGAGCGAUGCCAUGCGGGCCGUGGGAGCGAAACCUUGGAACAUCCCUCUGAAAUCGUGCGUCUCGGAAGGAGAAGUGUGGAGCGAUCCCUACCUGACCUGCCUUGUACGGCACUUGGCUCACACCACGUGGCACGCCUGCUGCACGUGUCCCAUGGGCUCGGAUGAAAGAUCCGUAGUGGACUCUAAGCUAAGGGUUUGGAGUUUGAAGAACCUGCGCGUCGUGGACGCAUCUGUCAUGCCAACGAUAGUAACUGGAAAUCUGAACGCGCCUACCAUGAUGAUUGCCGACAAAGCAUCAGCCAUCAUUCUUCAAGAUAAUCCGUAGUUCAAAUUACUGGCCUAUCAAACACAAGCUUGGUUCUUUCUCUCAUCGUUGGGGCUACGUUGACAAAGCGAAGUAAAAAUACUGAGCUGCUAGAACGUUGGAUUUUGUAGUAUAUGACAGUCAGUGCUCAUUUAUGUUACGUUUUAUUAUUUUAAGCAGUAACCGUUAAUAAUUACGAUUUCCUAGCGUGAAGGUAACGUUGUUUCAGCAUUGCUGAUAGAGAUUCAUGUAUGCUGGUCAAGAAGCAUAUUUUAUUUUAACGCGUACGUCACUGCCACAAUCAAGAUAUGACCAGCUCGGUGAACCGUUUCGCCUCUCUUCGAAAAAACCACCUCAUGCAGUCAUUUCCAUUUUCUGUCCGAAUGUUCUGCCGCGGAUA
Messenger RNA from Rhipicephalus sanguineus (brown dog tick), 1215 nucleotides. Its product is annotated as alcohol dehydrogenase [acceptor]. Lineage: Eukaryota; Metazoa; Arthropoda; Arachnida; Ixodida; Ixodidae. Gene Ontology annotation, molecular function: flavin adenine dinucleotide binding; oxidoreductase activity, acting on CH-OH group of donors. The transcript is spliced from 5 exons. The record is from RefSeq and is a predicted model, not a curated record. The coding region runs from base 45 to 836 and encodes 263 amino acids.